AUGCCGAUGGUAGGAACACUUAUGAGUUCAAGACGUUCAAGUGAAAGUAGCGGUUCUGUUGAUAGUGAAGUAAUAUUAGAAGCUGAACGCUUAGAAUUAGAACGUUUAGCUUUAAAAGAACUUGAGUUAUCAAUUUCUAAACCAGUAGCUUUUUCAGUUAGAACUAAUAUCAGUUUUGAUGGUGGAUUAUACGGUUUGGAUGCUCCUUCACCGACUAGAGUUGUCAGUUUCAGUGUGAAAGAUUUUCUACACAUUAAAAAGCGUUUCAAUCAAGAUUGGUGGAUUGGUCGAGUUGUACGAAUAGGCAGUCCAAUUGGUUUUAUACCAAGUCCAUCAAAACUUGAAGUUAUCAAUAAUAUGAUUUCACCGGCUAAUACAAAUGUAGUACAUUUUGCUAGUGAAAUACAAAAUCCUACAGGGAAAUCAGUAGCUGUUGGAGGCUUUGGAUCAGCAGAUACAACAUUAGAACGUGGUGGGAAUCGUGGACUGUUACUAGCUAACGAUGUAGACCAUCGUGGACCAAUUUUGGGUGGUAAUCGGCAACGACAAUCUGAAUCACCUCCAGGACAUAAGAAUUGGAAAGAUACUGACGGAUAUGAUGAUGAUGAUCUACGUGAAGGACCACAGACUACUGAAGUGUCAGGGCAAACAAAUACAAAGAAACCACAGCCUAUUGGACCUGGAGUUAAAAAGAAGGCAUUCUCAAAAAAAAUGAAUUAGUACCACCGUAUGAGAUUGUUCCGUGUAUGCGACCGGUUGUAUUCGUUGGUCCAGCUUUAAAAGGUUAUGAAGUGACAGAUAUGAUGCAGAAG
This is a messenger RNA of Heterobilharzia americana, 812 nucleotides long. Lineage: Eukaryota; Metazoa; Platyhelminthes; Trematoda; Strigeidida; Schistosomatidae. The record is from the annotation of a GenBank genome assembly.